This is a messenger RNA of Archocentrus centrarchus (flier cichlid), 624 nucleotides long. RefSeq names its product granzyme G-like. Bases 1 to 624 code for a protein of 207 amino acids. The record is from RefSeq and is a predicted model, not a curated record. The transcript has 6 exons. Gene Ontology annotation, biological process: proteolysis. Lineage: Eukaryota; Metazoa; Chordata; Actinopteri; Cichliformes; Cichlidae. Gene Ontology annotation, molecular function: serine-type endopeptidase activity.
AUGUUAAUUCACUGCAACCUGGCAACGCUGUUACUUGUGCUUACUCUUGAUCGUCAUACAAUCACUGGAGGUCAUGAGGCAGUGCCACAUAGCAGGCCAUACAUGGUGCUUUUGGAAAGGUACAUGUCAAGUGGUAAAAUAAAGUACUGUCCUGGUUUCCUUCUGAAUGAGGAUCUUGUGAUGACUGCUGUGCAUUGUCAAGCAAAGUAUUACACAGCCUUACUAGGAGUUCACAGUGUACAUUCACGUAAUCAAAUCCAUCGCAUAUCUAUGGAACAAGCAUUUCCACAUCAACACUUCAAUAGAACUUCUUAUGUGAAUGAUGUAAUGCUUCUGAAGUUGAGCUCCAAGGCAAAGUUCAACAUGAAUGUGAGACCUAUUGCGCUCGCAGACAGAGAUCAUGAAUUUCUACCAAGAUCAUGUGUAAUCUCUGGCUGGGGACGACCAGACAGGAAUAGUAAAUAUAUCUCUCCCAAACUCAUGGAAGUCAGUGUAACACUGGUUGACAGUGAGGUGUGUUCUAUGGAAAACUUCUACUGCUCUCAGGGAGAGACUGGUCCAGGAGAUGGAGAUUCUGGUGGGCCAUUAGUCUGUGAAGAUGGAAAGGUGUAUGGUGUGAUAUGA